GAACCAGAGCGACCUACCUUCUGAGACCGGCGAAGAACAAGCGGUUCGCCGCCAUAGAGCCCCGGCAUUCUCCAUCACAGACUUUCGGGUUACGACCCGUCACCUCGUUUCGCAGCACAAAUGGGAUAGAAAGUUUGGACCGUCCAUACAUGUGGGUCCCAUAAUUCUCACGGUCCAGAUUCACGGUGCGCCAAAAGAUUGAGCUAAAGCCCCUAAAACCCAAGAAGCAAAUCGGAGCAUUCCGAUCAUCGUUCAAUCGGCAUCAUCUCUUUACGGGGCUUCAUUUUUUUCAACUUUAAAGCUAUAUCUACAAUCGGCUGAGUGAAUGCGACGGUUUAGUUGGUUAACGCCGUAUCGGCGUCGACUGCUUGCAUCUAUGGCUUUGGAACCGCCCGUUGAUCAAGGAAAGUCCAUGAGUACAUUAUUGUCCUCUGGCCAAUCGUUGUCUAUCAGACGAGCUUUGAUGAGCUGCAAUUUUGCCAAAAUAAACGACCAGUCUGCAACUUCAAGAAUACCUUUAAAUUAUCGUUAUAUUCAUGCCACAGCAUUUCUUUCUUCAAUUGAGCGAGACUACUAUCAAAUUCUUGGUGUUCCUGAAAAUGCCAGUCAGGACGAUAUCAAGAAGGCAUUUCACAGACUUGCUAAGAAGUACCAUCCUGAUGCAAAUAAGAAUAAUCCAUCUGCUAAGAGGAAAUUUCAAGAUAUAAGAGAAGCUUAUGAGACCCUGAGAGAUUCUAAAAAGAGGACACAGUUUGACAAGAUGCGAACUUCAGAUUCUGAGAAUAUAGAAUAUGAACGGGAUGCUGAAGAACGGUUUAGAAAUGCUUAUAGGGCUCACUUUUCAGAUUCAUUUCAUAAAAUCUUCUCUGAGAUAUUUGAAGAAGCGACCACUCAUUCUGCAUCAAAUAUUGAGGUUGAGAUAUCACUUUCUUUCUCAGAAGCUGUUAAGGGGUGCACCAAACAUGUGUCUUUUGAUGCAGUUGUUCCCUGUGAUUUUUGUGAUGGGCGAGGCUAUUCGCACAAUGCAAAGGCAAUUGUUUGUCCAACAUGCAGGGGCGUAGGCAGAGUUACAAUCCCUCCAUUUACAUCAACAUGCAUCACUUGUAGAGGAUCAGGGCGAGUAAUCAAGGACCACUGUAAAUCUUGUGGAGGAUCUGGGGUGGUAGAAGGCAUUAAAGAGGUUAAAGUUACUGUACCAGCAGGUGUGGAUUCAGGAGAUACAAUUCAUGUGCCAGAAGCUGGACAUGCUGCUGGACGUGGAGGUCGACCUGGAAGUCUAUAUAUUAAAAUAAAGGUCGCUAAGGAUCCUGUUUUUGCCAGAGACGGUGCAGAUGUUUAUGUGGAGUCUAACAUCAGCUUUACGCAAGCUAUUCUUGGUGGUGAAGUUGAGGUCCCUACUUUAUUAGGGAAGACGCUAGUAAAAAUACCUAAGGGUGUUCAACCAGGACAGCUUCUGAUUUUAAGAGGCAAAGGACUUCCGAAGCAUGGUUUUCUUGUAGACCAUGGAGAUCAGUUUGUGCGCUUCCGUGUUAACUUCCCCACUGUAAUUAAUGAACGACAACGAGCCAUUCUAGAAGAACUUGCCAAGGAGGAAAUAAAGGAGGGAUACAAUUCACAGAUCGAAGGAAAUUGUUGCAUGGCUAAUCGGAUGGAGGCAUAUCACGAGUAGUGGCGUGCUGCUGUUGGCACAUAAAGUUUGCCCGUCCAUUGGCAUCGUUGAAAAUCUUGUCUAGCAUGCUAGCUUAAUUGAUUUUGUUUAAUACUACCUCUGGUCCUUAAUAUAAGAGCUUGUUUGACUUUUAAUUUG
Messenger RNA from Neltuma alba, 1807 nucleotides. Its product is annotated as chaperone protein dnaJ 1, mitochondrial. The record is from RefSeq and is a predicted model, not a curated record. The transcript is spliced from 20 exons. Gene Ontology annotation, biological process: response to heat; protein refolding. Gene Ontology annotation, molecular function: ATP binding; heat shock protein binding. Gene Ontology annotation, cellular component: cytoplasm. Lineage: Eukaryota; Viridiplantae; Streptophyta; Magnoliopsida; Fabales; Fabaceae. The coding region runs from base 326 to 1669 and encodes 447 amino acids.